AUGGAAGGCGGGUCAGAAAUAAAGGCGGAAGUUAAUACGGGAGAAGGUGCACAGCAGACUAAAGCCCAAGAGACUCCCGACGCGGAAGAGAACGAAAAUCCCCUUUCGGGUUUCUUUGCUCCGAGAACAGAGGCAGAGCCCGUUCAAGAACCAGUGCCGAGCAAUGGUGGUCCAACAACACCAGACGAUGCUCUUCCACAGCCUCCGAUGCCACCAGGAUCAGCUGGAUGGCAGUCAGCUCCACCAGAAAUGAAUCAAGGCACGGGCUUCGGUGCUCCAGAAAAUCAGAUGUAUCAAGAACAAAAUCAAGGCACGCCAGAAAAUCCACCCGGAAACGAUUUUUCCCAAGGUCCCCCAGUGAUGGGCUUCGGAGGACCCCCUGAAAUGAACGAACAACCACCUAUGAACCAGGGAAUGAUGGGAUUCGGUCAGAUGGCUGGAAUGAACUUUUCCGGUGGCUUUAUGGGACAAAAUCAGCAAUUCGGAGGGAUGCAGCAACACCAGCAAAAUCAGCAGUUUCAACAAGCGCCCCAGGGACAAUACCAAGAUCAGCACCAUCAGCAGCAAAACUACUACGGACAGAACCCUAAUCAGCAAGGAGGUUAUGAUCAAGAACCGCCCAGCAAGGCGCCGAGAUUAGACCCAGGCAUGCAAAAUGAACAAAGUGGAAAACCCGAAGCGGGCAAAUACGAUGUUCGAGGAUUAGAUGACAACUGUGUUUUUGACAAGAUCAUUAAAAUGUCUGGACUGCCUUAUCGAAUAACAAGAGGAGAAAUUCGCGAUUUUUUCAAACCACUCGACCUGACAGACGUUAGAAUAGAGAUCGGAAAAGAUGGUCGAACAACUGGUAAUGCUUUUGCCGCUUUCUUCACCGAUGAUGAUUUGUACAGCGCAAUGCAGAAAAAUAAACAGAUGUUGGGCACACGAUACGUUGAGCUUUACAACAAAAGUCCGGGCGCUCGAGGAGGUGGAAGAGGUGGCUUCCGAGGCGGCGGAUUCCGAGGUGGUGGAGGACACCGUGGUGGCGGAGGAUUCCAUCGAGGAGGGGGAUUUGGCGGAAGAGGCGGACACGACGGCGGCGGAGGCUUCCACAGAGGAGGUGGAUUCCGUGGCGGGCCACCAAGAGGCGGAGGAGGCCACAGAGGUCACCGAGGCGGCUACCGUGGUCGCUGGUAA
Messenger RNA from Oikopleura dioica, 1176 nucleotides. The record is from the annotation of a GenBank genome assembly. Lineage: Eukaryota; Metazoa; Chordata; Appendicularia; Copelata; Oikopleuridae.